AUGAGUGACGCCAAAACCAACGUGGCCAAUGUAGUGACAUCCAUCAAGGAUUGUGCAGAUGUCGGAAUGUACACGUUCAGCAAAAUGAGUCCUCAACUAGCUGCAUUUGUUGGAGUUGGGUUGUUUGUGAAGAAUCUGAUCGUGUCGACAGCAGACGAUCCGAAUGGCCAAGUUUUGAAAAAUUUGAGAGAUGUGAGGACUGAGAUCAAGAGGCUAGACGACUCCAUGAAAAAAAACUUCAACGACCUCAAAGCCUUCAUUGUGGCUCAAAACUUUUAUAAUAAUAUUGCUGUUAAAGCUGCAAUCCUCUGCCAAUUCUGGUCUGACAUCACCGUUACCAACGAUGAGAAGUCUCGAGAGUCGAGUGUGCUGUUUUUCAGAGAAAUGUAUGAUAAACAUUCGCCCGUUGAGCUUUCCGAGACCCUUCUUCAACUUCUCAACAAUGAGAUGACCAACUUUUUAAAGUCCGCAAUGACCGCGGAUAGUUUGAUGACGAAGGAGGCGUUCACAACUCAUCGAGAUAUUAUAGGCGGAGUUUUUGCACAAUUUUGGAUGUUGGAGAGUAUUGCCAGUGGACUUUUUCAUGAUGGAAGGACGUAUAGAGCGGAUAAGAUUGCGGAGAAUUUUCAGUGGUUUGAGAAAUGUGCGAAGAAAUGGGAGGAAGAGUAUACGGCCGGCGACGAUUUUUGGCCGGAUAAAGUUCGUCAGUUUGUGGAGGGUAUUCAAGAUAACAAUGAGGAAAAGACGAUCGCUCAAAAAGCAGAUUUGAUCAAAGAGGGGCUAGAGAAAAUUAUGACAAAGGACCUCUUCUACGUCGUCGUAUGCCGAUCGGCGUAUCGAUGCUUGCUAGCCGCACACCCUGCAGAUCAAACUAUCGAGUCGUUGGAUCGAAAGGCGUCCAACGUCUACAUAUUCAGAAGCAAAAAGGGAAGAACUGCGAGUGAUGAGGAGAUGAAAAAGUUUAGUGAGGAUAUGAAGAAGAAAUUCGAUCACAUCUAUCGUCAUCGAUGGGAGCAAAAUAACAGAAAUGCCGAGUGGAUGCUCCACUCGCAAGUUCAGAAAUGGAGAGGAGAAAUGGAGAAUUGCGCGUUCAUGUUGACUGUACGAUCUAACGAAAAUGUGGAGGUCCGAUCUACCCAUACAGAUGUCAGGGAGCGUGGACCGGGAGACUGGAUGGAUGGGCAGUAUCAUCGUGGAAACAUUUUCAGUGCUGGAGAAGCGUUCCGAGUCGUUGUUGGCUUUCAAUAA
Caenorhabditis briggsae is the source of this 1248-nucleotide messenger RNA. Lineage: Eukaryota; Metazoa; Nematoda; Chromadorea; Rhabditida; Rhabditidae. The record is from RefSeq and is a predicted model, not a curated record. Bases 1 to 1248 code for a protein of 415 amino acids. The transcript has 7 exons.